AUGAACCGCGACGACGAAAACGAAUUCAUUGACAUUGACGACGACGACAAUAUCUCCAAUGAACCUUCAACGAUACCCACCGAUCAGACACUCACGACCAUAUCUUCAGAAUCGGUUGAUCCACCAUUGCACUUCCAUAAUGAUAUGGACGAUCGAUCGCGAGAGCUGAUUGAACAAAUGCUUGCCGAGGAACAGUAUUAUUACGGCAACGAUACGCUAGCGACCAUGUCUUCUCCAAGCAAACGUAAAAAGCAGCCAUCAAAGAAACCAAAGCCUGAAGCAAGAUCAUCCGCAUCACUUCCAUCACACAAAACACGUUGGGCUGCCGAUGAAGAUGAACGAUUACGUGAGGCAAUAAACACACAUGGCCAUGGAAAUUGGAAGGCAAUUGCCAACGAUGUCAAGACUCGAAAUCCUUUACAGUGCAAGAAUCGAGCAAGGCAUUGGACGGCAUCUGACAACAAGGCAUCCAAAGUCGAGUCGACAAAGAGCCAAGAUACCACCAUCCCAGAAACCGUCAUUGAACAUUCUCCAAAUAAUGAUACUGCACCCAGAUUGGAGACAACGCCAUCAACGCCACUUAAUACGGAUAACGUCGUCAUGGAUGAGGACGAUGAGGAUAUAUCUAUUACUGAAGGAUCGGAUGAUGAUCAAGAGGUGCCAGACAUUCAUUUUACCGAAGAACAAGAGGAUGUGGAAGUGAAGAAGGAGGAAGAGGAAGAGAAGAUCGAUACCAUGGAUGAGAAGGAUGUCAUUGCGGAGACAACAGAGGAAAGGGAUUCGACUCCAGAAAAGGAGGAGGUUUUUUCCAGCAAAACAGACGACAAUUCAAUUGAGGAUCAUACCACAACAUUGAAAGAGGAAGAGGAUCCGCAUCCAAUAGCGACCGCUACGAUACCACUGGAUCCUGAUGAGCCAAAGGAGGUUGACAUCAAAAUGGAGGAAAGCGAGAUAAUGGAUCAACAUCAGGAUGAUUCUGAAACGCAAUUUGACAGAUACGUUAUCGGGGAAGAUGAGAAAGCCAACAAUCCAGAAUGGUUCAAGAACAAGGCAUCAAAGACACCUGAUCGCUAUCUUAAGAUUCGCAAUCAUUUACUCGAUGGAUGGAAGGCUUGUCGACCUCGCUAUCUGACCAAAACAUCAGCACGAAAGGGCCUUAAGGAUUGUGGUGAUGUGAAUGCGAUUGGACGUGUACACGAGUAUUUGGAAAGCGUGGGAGCCAUCAAUGUCGGUUGUAUCAACAAUGCACCACGACCACCCAAGCGAAUAGCUCAAAAAACAUUCGAUGAGGAUGAGGGUGAUAUGUUUGCUGCAGCAGAUUUGGUCAUUGGCUAUGAAGGGCCACGAAAACGGAAAGUUCGAAAUGAACUUGGAGAAUGGGUCGAUCCAAAAGAGCUUGAAGGACGUGUUAUUGAACAUGGGAAACCAAAAGACAUGUCACGACCUAAACGGAUAAUCAAACGACCCAAGCAUUACAACAGCGAUGAGUUUGGCCGCGGCUAUGAUCCCUUUCGUCUUGUACCAGUGGAUUACUACAGCGACGAAGAUCCUGCACCAUUCAGAGUGGAGAUAACAAGCGAUGCAUUGCUUGUGAUGGAUUUUCAUUCACAUUUGGCACAUACCGAGAUUAUUGGUUUACUUGGAGGCAACUAUGUUGUACGAGAUGGAGUGAAGCUUCUCAAGGUCCAGAGUGUAUUCCCAUGUCGUAGCACGAGUACUGGUAUUCAAUGUGAAAUGGAUCCGGAAUCUGAAAUGAGGGCACGUGAGGUCUUUGCAGAGCAAGGGUAUGGCGUUGUUGGCUGGUACCAUUCGCAUCCUACUUUUGAACCACAACCAAGUAUACGGGAUAUCGAGAAUCAGACAUCAUAUCAGACUCUCUUUCGGCAUCAGGAUACUGGAGACGAGCCAUUUAUUGGAGUGAUUGUCACACCUUACGAUCCAGACAUUGUCAGCGAUCAUUCAAUAAUACAAUAUCUACACAUCAGUCCUCGCUGGAACGAGACCAAGCAAUUUAGACUCCCAUACGCAUGUCGUCGCACUGUAAUCCAAACCGAUCAUAUAUCACCCAGUGUCAUGAAAGAAUUCGAGCACUUGAUGGAAGAGUUCAAGGAUUAUGAGCACAAAGUGGAUAUGCAUGAAAUUUUCCACGAGACCCGAACCAGGCUAGACAAGCUUUUGGAUUCAUUACGAGCAAACAUGUUUUUACCCUCGGAGGAUGUGUCUCAAUACUUGGAUCAAGUACGGCACUUGAUUACACGAUAUGACCCGCCAAUUGAAAAAGAUCAGCCAUCUCAGCAAGACAACAAUGACAACAAUCCUACUCCUAUGAACACCGCCAAUCCCCCCGAAGUAGAUACAACCACCACCACCACCAGUAAUAGCACCACCAUUUGCACCCAAUAA
Molecule: messenger RNA, 2403 nt
Organism: Lichtheimia ornata
Lineage: Eukaryota; Fungi; Mucoromycota; Mucoromycetes; Mucorales; Lichtheimiaceae
Exons: 15
Coding region: 1-2403 (800 amino acids)
Biological process (GO): double-strand break repair
Cellular component (GO): BRCA1-A complex; BRISC complex
Molecular function (GO): polyubiquitin modification-dependent protein binding; metallopeptidase activity
Source: RefSeq, a predicted model, not a curated record